AUGAACUUCAACGUGUGGGAAGAGAUUUCCACGAACACGGAGAAGUGAGGAGGAGCCUCAAGUGAAGUGGUACUCCACCGAGUAAGCCCAUCCGUCCGUUCAUCUCCCAUUUCGUCUCCCAGCUCGGGUCCCUUGAUUAUCCUCAGCUUCUGGUAAUGGCAGCUUGCUCAUCAGGUACGAAGAUCCCUAGGUUACGUUGUACUAGUCUUUUUUUCCUGGUUCACAGAGUUGUUCUGGAAGAAUUAUAUAUCACGCCAGUCUUUGAUGAAGCAAUUUUUAUUUUUUUGAAGAAAUUGUGAAAAAGAAUCAAUUUUUUUUAGCUUCAUUUGAAGAAAACUUCUUUCUGAAAAUCUUUUUUUUUUGAUUUAAUAAAAAACUUUCGUUAGACGAGAGAAAAACUUUUCUCGAAUAGGUUAUAAUGCGCUAAUUUCGUACAGCCUUUUUCUGAAAUGAGAAAAAAACUCUGGAACUUCUUUUUAAACGAAUAAUAAAUAAUAAAAAAAUCUUCUUUUUUUGAGUCAUGAGACGGGCCAAAGCUGGUCGUAUCCAAUAUGAAUGACCGACAAAAUAAGCAAAAAAAAAAACAGAAACCGAGGUUGUGACCAUGAGAAAAAAAGAAAAAUAUUUUUCCGCCGCACACAAAGUAACCAAAGAACUGAAUGUAUCGGGUUUCUUGGUCUUGAGAAAAUAACUAUGAAUAGACGGUCGGUGAACUAAAUUUAACCUUGUCUAGAAUUCUGAAAGUCUUGGUUUUCAUUUAAAAAAAGAAUUUUUGAGUUCGGGUUAUGAAGUACACGAGUCGGAAGAAGAAAAGGAGUAAUUACCGGCGAGAUUCACGGUUUCGAGUAGGAGGUCAAACACUAAGAUCCCGUGUCAGCUGCCACCCGCCGCAUUACAAAGAAAAUCCGUGAUCCCCGGGCUUCCCCACAAACAUUUCGUCUCUUCUCACUUUUUCAGAUUGUUCUUCUUUUUCUGAAUCAUUGGAAAUGUAGGAAAGUUCUCAGAAGAACUCUUUCCGCUCAAAAAAAUAUAAAUAGUUUUAUUUUUCGUAUUUUUUUAUGUCAAAAAAACAUUUUUCAUUUUAAUGAGAAAAAUUUCAAUAAGAUUGAAGAAAAUUUCAAUUAAAUUUUUUUGAAUGGUCUUUUUUUCUUUUUCCGGAAGCCCGCGUUUCAAAAACGGAUCAGGCUUGUCUGAAAAUGGGAAGAAUUGAAGAAAUCCCUUCAAAACAUCGUAUGUUCAAAUAUUCACAUAAAUUUUUUUGUCAAACACUUUUUUUGCUGAAAAUUUUUUUAAUUGGGAAUUGAGAAAAAAUUAUUGAAGAAAAAAUUCUUCUGACGAUAAAAUACUUCUACUUUUUUAAGUCUGAUAUUUUUUUCAAUCUCCUUUUUGAGUUUUUUUUUAAAGAAGUUUCUAAUUCAUCUCAUAGCCGAUUGAUUGGAAAAGACUGAUAGAUUAGGUGUAAUCACAGUUUUUCAUGUUCGUCUUCCAAUCGGACAAGCUUGCAGCGUCGGGCGUCGGCCAGGCCAUCUUCAAGUUCCGCGCGAUGGAGCACCAAGAAGCCGUAGCGAGUGCCGACGACGUCUACGCCAAGGGAUACACGCCGAAGAAGACGCAGAAGAACAGCGCCGAGUACGGAACCCCCAAGCCUGGAACUCUCACCGAGGCGCGUGCCAAGAAGGCUGGUACGUCGGUUUUAAGAAGUGAUGUCAAUGAGAUCCCAAACUCAAAUCCGUUUCUUAAAAUUUGUUUUACCCUCAUACUUGUUAUCAAUGACUAGAUGAGACCGCAAAAAUUAUCUUUUACUUUUAAUUUUGUUUCACGGUGUCUGGAUUCAUAACUGUAACCUUGGUUUGUUAGAAACGAGAGUUGGAUUCAAAUAUUCCUAUUCCUUUCCAAAUCUCCAACUACAAAGUAAACGAGGAUUGAGAAGAGACUUCAUUCUACGCAUAGACUUUUCGACAUAUACUUUCAAUUGGAAAAUAACUUCCAGAUCUAUCCAACUUUUUCAAUUGGGAAAUAAAUUCCAAUCAUGUAGCUCAUUCCAGGCAAGGAAAUAACUUUACAUUGCGGUUGGAAAUUUUUUGAAAAUCUGUCAUAAUAUCCCUCGAAGUACCUAAUUAGGGUCUUGAAAGUCUCAAACUGUACAAUUUUCUAGUUUUAGAGAAAAUCAAGAAGUAUCCUGACCAACUUUAGAAAAUUUCCAACUAAACUGAGGUUCCUUGUGAGAGGUCUUCCUAAUAACUUGAGCUCUAUGAAAUUUCAAGUUUUCAGCUUCUCAUGUGGCUCGAGAGAUGCUUUAUCUCUGUGAAAUCAUAGAAGAUUACGGAGAUCGGAGCAAUCCUGAGAAGGUCAACAUCACUUUCGGAAAACUGUUCGGUGUAUACGAGCACAUUUCAGACAAGGUUCGUUAGAAUACUGAAAAUAAUUAUCAAAAGAGACAUUUUUCUUUUGAAGUAAUAUGAAGUAAAAAUAAUUUAAAUUUUUCAAAAGUUCAAUAAAUUAAUUUUUCGCAUCUUUUCUCUUUUUCUGAGAUCAAACUCGUGAUAUCUCACUAUCGUAGCGGUCUUGGAGCUUUUUGAAAAUACUAAUUUAAACAAGAACUAUCAAAUAUAACAUGACGCUGAUUUAUGUUCAUCUUAACUUUUAUUGUCUUAGGACCAUUGAAGGAGUGAAGAUCAACGGUUUCUUUUUGGAAAAUAUGAAUGAACUUCAAAUUUAGACACGAAAAUAUGACCGAUUCAGGUUGUGGGUAUCCUCCUGCGAGCAAGGAAACACGGAAUGGUCGACUUCGAAGGUGAAAUGCUGUUUCAACGACGGGACGACCACGUCGUCAUCUCCCUUCUGCUCCACGGAGAUAAACUCAAAGCGGCCAUUAUUUCACAUCGUGAAGCCAAUCCUUCUUCUUAA
Caenorhabditis auriculariae is the source of this 2907-nucleotide messenger RNA. The record is from the annotation of a GenBank genome assembly. Lineage: Eukaryota; Metazoa; Nematoda; Chromadorea; Rhabditida; Rhabditidae.